Messenger RNA from Prorocentrum cordatum, 3063 nucleotides. Lineage: Eukaryota; Dinophyceae; Prorocentrales; Prorocentraceae. The record is from the annotation of a GenBank genome assembly.
AUGGGCUGCCAGGGCUCGUCUGCUUCAGGGCACGUUGCCUGCACAGCAGGCCAAACGAGGGCGCCCCUGGAGGCCCCAGUGUGGCAGAAGGGCGGAGUCGUUGGCUUCAUGGACCUCAAUCCUGUCCAGAUUCUGCGGGACAACAUGGUCGCCGCGCUGGUGACCAGGAUUGCCAUGGAGAACGAGCCGUACUUCGACGACUACCUCGAGAUCGACAUGCCCGAGGCCAUGCGGGAAGCCGGGCUGGAGGUGGUGGAGGAGUCGUGGCCCGCCAAGGCGACGUGGAAGACGGCGGAGGACGCGUCCCUGAGGCCGGGCGACUACAGCCUGUGCGAGUCUGGGGGCCGCGGGCCGGGCCUCCUGGAGCUGUGGAUGCGGAUGCUGCCGCGCGGUGCGACGAGUCGCAAGGUAGGCCGCGGCGCUCGCCUCGCCUCGGCGGCCUCCGCGGCGGCCGCGGCAGCGGCGGACGCAAGUGGGCAGAAUGGCUCGGACACAAGGCGCCGAAUUCUCCGCGCGGGAGCCUCCGACCAGUACUCGCUGUCCGGGUCUUUCGCGGGUUUGGCAGGCGUGGGAGUCUGGGAAGAGUCUGGUGGCGGCGCCGCCAGGACGGCCUACCAGUCCACCGCCAGACGGCGCGUCUGCGCAGCAGCCUCGUCCCUGGGCAGCUUCGCCACGUGCUCGAGUGCGGCGGUCGGGCACGUGGCACCGACAGAGCCCGACGAGCGGCAGCUGCUCUGCAACCUCCUGGCCUGGGGCAGGGAGGCGAGGCCGCGGACCCGCCGGGCCGCGCCGACUGCGGCGAGGGGGCUGGGCCAGGGCACCCGGACACGCUGGCAAGCGGCGACCUGUUCCUGUACAGCCCCUUCGGCCUCGCGGCCUUCGAUCCCCGCCGGGUGGGCGCGGCCCUGGGGAGCGCGCGCUCGUUUGCGUGGGGGGCCUCACCGACGGGCUGCUCAGCCUGCGGUACCUGCCCGCCCUGGCCGAGGCCGCGCGCGCGGCGGGCUGGCGCGUGGUGCAGCCCGUGCUCUCGAGCAGCUACCGCGGCUGGGGCGUCGGCAGCCUCGACGAGGAGACUGCCAGGAGCUCGACGUGCUGCUGCGGUUCCUGGCAGACCGGCGGGGCGUGCGCCAGGUCGCCAUCCUCGGCUCGUCCACGGGCUGCCAGGACGCGGUGCGGUACCUCGCGCGGGGCGCCGAGGCGCGCCGCGUCGUGGCCCUGGUGCUGCAGGCGCCGGUGAGCGACCGGGAGGCGCGGCUGGUCGACUCGACGCCCGAGAAGGAGCAGGCCGUGCAGAGGUGCCGGGCGCAGGCCGCGGCCCUCAUCGCUGCGGGGCGCGGGCAGGAGGCGAUGCCCCGGGAGGCCAACCCGCUGCUGGGCCCUCCGGACCACCCGGUCUCGGCCUACCGGUUCGACUCGCUGACGGGGCGGCUGACCGACGACGACAUGUUCUCCUCGGAUCUCACCGAGGAGGAGCUGGUGGGGAAGCUGGGCCACGUCGCCGUCCCCACCCUGCUGGUGGGCUCGGCGGACGAUGAGUACGUGCCUUCCUGGGUGGACAUGCCAGGGCUGCUCGGGCGCCUCUCUUCGGCCAUGGCAUCUGGCCAGGCUGGGGAGAACGAGGUAGUGAUCAUCAAGGAGGGUGGCCACGGCCUCAGCUCGGGUGACGCGCCCGGUCAGCUGUCGGCGGCCGUGGCCCGCUUCCUGGCGCGCCUGCCGCCGCCGCCGCCGCCGCUCUCCUGGGAGCCGCGUGCCGCGGAGGAGAUACGCGCCCGGCUGGUCUCGCGAGGCGCGGGGGAGCCCGGGCGGCCCCUGCUGGUGGCGCUGGCGGGGCCGCCGGGGUCUGGCAAGUCGACGGCGGCGGCGGCCCUCGGAGAGCUGCUGGGCGAGGCCUGCGUGGUGCUGGGCAUGGACGGCUUCCACUCCCCGCUCGCCGCGCUGCGCGCGCGCCCAGAUGCGGAGGAGGCCGUGUACCGGCGGAGGGCCGUCGACGGCACCCCGCUCAGGACGCCAUGUCGCGCGCACGGUGCUCCAGUGCGCGGGCACCGCGCGCCUGAGGCGCACCAGGGGGUGCAGAAGGUCAUCACGUUGGACGUCGAUUUCCCGAACCCUCCGCACGUGAAUGUGUGCCCGCUGGUGAAUGCAGAUGCGAAGGACGGGAACUCGAAUUUCACCAUGCUCGAGCUGCCAGCUACGAACGCCAGGGACUAUAAGUUCAAGCAGCACGGGCAUGACGCCCACGACGGCCAGGAUCCCACGCCCCAACACCGCUCCACCAAGCCGCUCACCUUCAUGGGCUGGGACCCAUUCCCCCCCAAGGGCGAGCCUGGCCGCCUGGACCACAUCUCUGACACGUGCCGCCACAUCCAGGCCCACGACGAGACCGAGUUCGGCCGCUACGUCCACGACCAGCUGCUCCACCACGAACUCACCGCCAUCAAUGCGCACACCGACGUGGGCUACACCCGCCUUCGCGCCCUCCUCCACGCACCCGACCACAUUCCGAUGCUCACGCAGAUCAAGAUAUCAUUCCGCUCCGACUGCCCCACCCAGAGCCCGAUCAAAUGGGACCACGGCAUCAUGGCUGCACGCUUGCAGACAGGCGAGAUGCGCGAAGAGUUCAUCCACGACGUUGCUCACCACAUCAACCACCACCGCGAGCUCUUCCGCGUCGUCAAGAUGGACCAGUUCACCACCCGCCACAACGCGCUUCUCAACCACAUCAUCAGUGCACCGCCGCGCUCGCCACCGACUCCACGAGAGGGGGGCCUCACCGCCACGUCUGCUCACGUCAGCCUCUACCUCGACGACCCCAAGUCUAUCGAGCGCCUCCUCGCACGCAGUGACGACCAACUGGCGCCGGUUGGCGAGAUCACGGGACCCCCCCCCCCCAGCAUCGAGGACAUCACGGCAGCGGCCGAGGAGCUGGAGCACAUCCAGAAACGGUUGUGGCAAGCGAGGCGCCGACGCUACAACCCGCCAUGGGGAUGGCCGUUGGAAGUCACCAUCCUGCCCUUGCACCCGCAGUAUAUCACGCGACCUGGCGCGCAGCGCAUUGGAAUUUGA